AUGUCUCGUGUUAAAGCUAAAAAACCUUCAUUAUGUACCUGCGAACUACUGACAAAAGAGAUCAUUAGUAAAUCUCUUUCUGUAUUAAGAGAAAUUGUAACCUCUUGCUAUGGCCCUUCUGGUAGACUGAAGCAACUGCACAAUGGUGUUGGAGGUUCCGUUUGUACAACAUCAUCAUCAUCAUUCCUGUUCAGUAACCUUUCUGUCACCCAUCCUAUAUUAAAGAUUUUGACAACCUCCGUGCAAAAUCAUGUAUCACGUUUUAGUGACUGUGGCUUAUUCACAGCCAUUCUCUGCUCUAACUUAGUUGAAAAUUUUCAGAGAUUAAACUUGUCAACUGCUACUGUCAUUAAAAUAAGUAAGCAUCUUUUAAGUCUCUGCACUGACUAUCUCAACUCUGAGAUCUGUGGCUGCCGAAUCUCUGUAGAUUUUAGCAAUAUGAAGACUCUCCUGUGUUUGGUACAAAGCAUAUUAGCAAGCAAGCCUGCUUGCCUACUCAACAAAAAAGAAGCAGAUCAUAUCAGUACUUUGAUUCUGAAGGCAUUUUUGCUUACAAUUCCAGAAAAGGCUAAAGAUCGUGCCAUUUUGGGAAAAAGUAUAAUUAUACCUUUAAAAGAUGAAAGAGUUAUGGAUUCUACUGUAUUGCCUGGAAUAGUCAUUGAAAUGCCAGAAGUUCAAUUGAUGAGGAAGUUUCCUAUCAAAAAAUUACCCUCAGAUGCCCUCAAGUUGGCACUCUUUUGUAUAUCUAUGUCUGGAGAUAUUUCCGAUCCUGGAGAAGGAACACUAGUGAUCAGUUAUGGAGUUUCUCUUGAAAGUGCAGUCUUGGAUCAACUGCUUAACUUGGGAAAUCAGCUCAUUAGCGAUCAUGUAGAUAUUGUUGUCUGCCAGAAAGUUAUACAUCCAACUUUGAAGCAGUACCUCCAUCAGCAUCACAUUAUUACCAUAGACAGAGUUGGAAUAUCUUUGGUGGAACCCCUGUGUGAAAUGACAGGUGCACAAGCUAUUGGUUCCAUGAGUUUUAUCUCACCUACAAGUUAUGGAUAUGUGAAGGAUUUGUGCUCCACAAACUUUGGUUCAAAACACUACUUUCACUUAAUUCCUACUGAUUCGACUGUCUGCAGUUUGCUUCUCUGUAACAGAAAUGAGACUGCCUGGAAUGAACUGAAGCUUGCAUGUCAAACAGCACAGCAUGUCUUACAGUUAACAAUGAAGGAACCUUUGGCUCUUCUGGGAGGUGGCUGUACAGAAACUCACUUGGCCUCCUUUAUAAGACAUAAGGGUAUCAGUGUUCCAGAAUGCAUUCUCAAAGUCAAUGACUGUACCCAAACAGAAUAUAAAAUAGUUGCUAAUGCAUUUUGCAAUGCACUACAAUCUGUUGCUAGCUCUCUAGAGCAUGAUAAGGGUAAAAUUCUUACUGAUAGGAAGUAUGGACACUUUUGGUCAGUUCAACCAGAUUUUCCUUCAAAUGUGAAAUGGCAAGAUUUGGUUUCAGAAUGUGGUUGUGGACUCUACAGUAACCAGGAAGAACUAAACUGGUGUCUCUUACAAGGCAUUGAUUCUUUUGCUCCACAAAAUGCUUCUAUCCAGCAAGCCACAAACUCCACUGGCCAUCUGACUUUGGACUGUUUUACCGCAAAGCUUCAUGGCCUACAAGUUGCUGUGGAGACAGCCAGUUUGAUUUUGGAUCUGUCAUACAUCAUUGAAGAUAAAAACUGAUCCAAAUUUCAAUUGCAUUUUGUAAAGUAUGUUUAUGUGAAAAAGGCUCAAGGUAGGAAAAAUAUUGAAAAUAUUAAGUCACUCUCAGAAGCCUGAUAUUUUUUUUUACCCCUUCGUGCACAUUUCAUGAACUCAUUUGAUUUGGCCAUUUAAAAUGAGCAAAAUUAUAACUUAUGUGGAUAUAUUAAACUAACAGUAAGCCUAUAAAGUAUUGUUAGAGAAACUUUAAUAAUUAUGUAAAUUUAGUAUAUACUAUACAUUUUACUUUAUUCUGAACAUUUCCUUAUUUAGAUUUAUCUUUCAAUAAAUAUGGAAUAAAAAAAAGCAUUGCCUUGUUCUCAUUCCAGUUUUGGCAUGAGUAUUAUAGCUAUUUAUCAUGUAUUACUAAUUCUGUACAUUUAAAAUAUUAAAAUUUGCCCCAAGCAAUAACAUUCUUGUCCAAUCUAAAAAAUAUGAAUUCUGUACACGAGUAGUCUCUUUUUCAAAUAUCAGUGAGCUGAGAAUAAAUACAUAGAGGUGGUGACUUUAAUGCAAGAUCAUAUUUGACUGCAUAACUGUUUUCUAUCACAAUUCACACUUCUUGGAAAAUUGGUAAUGAUGAGCAGGUGUUGGAAAGAGCAGUUGUGUGCAGUCAUUCAAAGAUUAGCUUCAGGUGAAACAAUUUUUUUUAAUGCCUUAGGAUUUAGAGUGGGAAUAGUGACUGAAACAAUAACAGAAACAGAGGAGAGAAAUUGAAAAUUGACAUUACUAUGAGACUUGAGAAAAGAAAAAUUAUAGUGGAAAAGUACAUAUGAAAAAAAUUGCUGAAUAUUUAUUUUUAAAAUAAAGAAACUUUGAUUACAUGACCUGUAGUCCAAAGAGAAGUGCUGAUAUUUCACAAACAAUGUAAGGAAAGGCGUUGACACACAGCGAGUGCCAGGUGGAAGAAGAACACUAAAUCCACUGAAUCGUUAGAAGAAAUGGUCUGUUUUCAUCAGUGGUAUAUUAAAGUAAAGGGAAACAUUUUAUAAUCUUGGUCAAGUGUUUGUGUUCACAAAAAUUUAAAUAUCAAAUGCCUAGCCAUGAAUAAAUGAGAUUGAAUUUUAAAAUGCAUCCUUCCCAGACUCCCAUAACUCAAAAUAAUAAAAUAAAAUUGGCUUUAGGCCAUAAGUGAGUAGAGAGAGAAUAAAAGUACUUGCAGAAAUGCUUUUGAUCUCCACAAAUUGCCAUUAUGUUUAUUGAAAAAUUAGCUUAGCUUGGAGGUUUCACAAAAUGCUUUUCUAAGGUUUUUCCCCUUUUACUAUCAAAAGUUAAAAGAGAAAGGAGGGAAAAUAGUUUUCUAAAAAGUACUUCUUUGAGGUUCUUUGUCACAAGCAAAAAAAUUCCCACAAAAGACCAUUUUAGUGCUUGACAGCUUAUCUUUACAUCUUCUCUUUCCUCCCAAUGAAGAUGAACUUCAAAGUGGAAACAAAGGAACAGUGUUCUUUCCUCCACAAAUUUCAUAUUUCUCACGCAACCUGUGUAGAGUUAAGGCAUUUGGAGAUCAAUUUAGAAAAAAUUAUUACCAUCAUUUAAAAAAAAUAGGAAUUACCAUGCUGUGGUCCACUUUGCCCAAUAUUCUAUUACCAUUAGCAAGCUUGAGAGAAUUCCCAGGGGCAAAUAAUGUUUGCCUUCCUUAAAACCAUGUUUAUGAAUGGUAGUGAAAUUAACGGCUGCAUACUGGAUGAGAAGAAAUAUCAGAUAUGAAGACAAGAAAUCUUAAUUUCUAUAAGUAAGGAAUAAGAGGAACAAAAGACGAGAAAACCAGAAAGUUACAACAUAUUAUUGAAAGGUAUACUAAGGAGGAUGUGACAGCAUUAGAGGCAGCAUUCCAGUCAUUGAGCCAAAGGAAGACCUAUCAAGAUUGAAAUCUUAUUCAUCAAAAGCUGGUAGGAUAUAGCAACAGCCUCUGGAGGUUUGGAAGUAAAUUAAAGCCAUUUUUUACAGGCAUAUACCCAAUUUAAUGUCCAAAACUGGCUUUUAGACUACACAAUGCUGGAUAAAACAGUAGGGGAGUGGUGGUGUUAAUUCCAGAGGAGCAAUUUUAUAAACUAUUGCCACCAGCUGAACAAUGCUACAAAGAUACUUAAUUUUACAGUGGAAUUUAGUCAUAAAUGUUAUUGUGAUUAAUCAUGAUAAAUAAAAAAUUACAUUAAUGAAGAGAGUCUUGUGCAGAGUAUGUUUAUACAAUAUUCAUUUAAUAUUUCCACAUGAUUUAUAAUAAAGAAUCUUUUCAUGUUAGACUCACCAAAUUUUUAGCCAUUUGGGGAAGCCAUGUUCCCCUACCCCCAUAUGCUUAUAUGCUUAAAUUACCCAUUAUUAAAAUCAUUUGUUAUCAGAUUACCCUUGGGUUCAUUUAAUUUAUAUAAUCAAGAUAAAAGUGCUCCACAAGGUAAAAAAAGAAAUACAAAUCUUAAUAAACAAUAUGAUGCACACUACCUAAAACUUCACAAAUGCUAUCAUCUUUAGUAUUCUUAGGGAGGUGGGGAAGAGCUAUUCCUUGGAAAAUUCUUAAAAUCACAUUAUUUGGUGACACAUUGUAUAUUAUUGUUAGAGAGUAUUACAUAUAAAAUAAGGUUACAUAAUCAGUGUAGUUCCUUGGGGGGGAGUCCAAUUAUUUAAGCUAAUCAUUUCAGAUAAAUAUAAUCUGUGGGGAAAUCGUCAAGGAGACUAAACAUCUCAUACAGAACAGUAUUUCAGCUGUCAAAAUAUGCUUAUCUCUAGCCCUGGUGAAAAAGGAUUAUUUUAAACAUCUGAUAUCUUAGGCAAUUUUUUCAAGUAGUUUUUCCGUUUACUGCCUAUGUUAUUCCAUAAUUUAUUCUUUCCUCUAGGCCACAUCUUCCAAACCCAGUAGUGUCUAAACCUAGUAUUCAGGAAGAAUAGACUACAUACAGUUAGCCUAUAUUCUCAUAUUAGUUAGAUUUAACAAACUUUUCAUUUAGGGUUUUGAAGGGAAAAGAAAACAUCUAUGCAUCUUGAGUAUACUCACUUAUUUCCUCUUGGUAAGUUAAAGGAACAGAUGUCUUUUUAAAGAGACAUAACAUUAUUUUUAACAUAAUUGUGAAUCAAGUUUUGGGGCAGCCAGGUGGCACAGUGGAUAGAGCACAGGCCCUGACGUUGGAAGGACCUG
Molecule: messenger RNA, 4864 nt
Organism: Dromiciops gliroides (monito del monte)
Lineage: Eukaryota; Metazoa; Chordata; Mammalia; Microbiotheria; Microbiotheriidae
Product: McKusick-Kaufman/Bardet-Biedl syndromes putative chaperonin-like
Exons: 4
Coding region: 1-1716 (571 amino acids)
Biological process (GO): protein folding; developmental process; chaperone-mediated protein complex assembly
Cellular component (GO): kinociliary basal body; cytoplasm; nucleus
Molecular function (GO): ATP binding
Source: RefSeq, a predicted model, not a curated record